Molecule: messenger RNA, 1932 nt
Organism: Rotaria sordida
Lineage: Eukaryota; Metazoa; Rotifera; Eurotatoria; Philodinida; Philodinidae
Source: the annotation of a GenBank genome assembly
AUGGAUAAUGCAAAGGAAAGUCUUUGUCAUCAAUAUUUACCUGAUAUUGCUGAACUUGUUCGUUUUUUACGACAAAACAAUAUGAAACAGACUGAAUUAUGCUUCCAUCGUGAAUAUCAUUCACUUGGUAAUAAAAUUUCAUUAACAAAUGAUAAUCAAUAUAUUCAUAAUUCAAUAAAUGUUAAUGAUUAUUUUGUUGUUUAUUCAUGUCUAUCAAAUUUUAUAUUUAAUUCUUCAUAUCAAAUAGAACUUAUACAAUGUUUAUUUCCAUUAUUUGUACAUUUUUAUUUAGAUUUAAUUGAACAUAAUUAUAUAAAUGAAUGUCAAUAUUUUUAUAAUCAAUUUAUUCAUUCAAAAUUUCAAUUAUUACAUGAAGAAUUUUUUUAUCAAUUAAAACUUAUUUCAAAAUCAUCUAAACAUUUUUAUCAAUGUCCAUUAACAAAUGCAUUUCGUACAAGUCGAUUUUUUUUACGUUUAUCAAUGACAAGUUGUAAUGAAUUAGAAAAUUUUAUUGAUUAUAUAAAAAAUUUAACUAAAUUAGAUUCAAAAUAUUAUUUAACAUCAUCACAAAUUUCAUUAUUUUUAUCUAUUUUUCAACAAUAUAUUAAAAUUGAUAUUAAUCAACAAUUAUUUAUUCCAUCAAAUAUUGUUCGUUUUCAAACUAUUGAACAACCUAUGACACCAAUCUUUGUUCAUACAAUAGUUGCUAAUACAAUACAAUUUACUCGAUUAUAUACUGGACUUUUUCCAUUGCAAUCAUUACCAGUUGAAUAUAAUCGAUCAUCAGUUCAAUGUCCUAAACGAGAAAUGUCAUUAUUAUAUCCACAAAUGAAUUAUAAUCGUCUUCCUAACAAUAUUGAUUUAAAUAAUAUACCUCGUCUUGGUCCUCAUAAAUUACCUUCAAUAUGUUUAUAUUCAUUAAAAAAUUCAAAACAAAUAAUCAAUUGUGUAACUUUAUCCAAUGAUUGUCGUCUCUUAGCUAUUGGUUUUCAAACAUCAGAAAUAUUAAUCUGUUCAUUAAAUCCAACUAAUAAACUUUAUUCAAUGAAAUCAGCAAAAGAACUUCAUCAUCUAUUUCCUCAUUCAAAUAAAAAUGAUAUUCUUGAUACAACAUCAUGUUUAAACAUAUCAAACGAACGUUUACUUAUUGGACAUACAGCCAGUAUAUUUUCAUUAGCAUUUGAACCAAAUAAACAACUAUAUUUAUUAUCUGGCUCACAAGAUUGUACAAUACGUUUAUGGCAUUUAUAUACUUGGUCAUGUCUUGUUGUAUAUAAAAUGCAUUUUCAACCUAUACUCAAUGUAACAUUUGCUUCAACUGGUUAUAUAUUUGCUUCAUGUAGUAUCGAUGGUCUUAUUUGUCUUUGGACACUUGAUAAAAUAAGUCCAUUUCGAAUCUAUCCUGAAUAUGGACAUAGUGGUCCAAUUAAUCUUGUUGAAUUUCAUCCAAAUUCAAAUUAUCUUGCUUCAACACAUAAUGAUCAUACCAUACAUUUAUGGAAUAUUUAUAAUGAAAAUUCACUUGUAAGAAUUUUUAAUGGUCAUCGUUAUCAAAUAAGUUCAAUUCGAUUUUCUCCUAAUGGACAUUUUCUUGCAUCAGGUUGUUGGAAUGGUGAAAUUAUUUUAUGGGAUAUUCAAAAUAAUAUACAAAUAUCACAUUUAUGUUUACAUAAACAAGCAAUAUCUUCAAUUGAAUUUAGUCCAUUAACAGGUAGUUUAUUAUUAAUAUCAAGUAUUGAUUCAAGUAUUUCAUUAUGGAAUUGUUUUAUGAUAACAAAAAUUUAUGAUGAAAAAUUAAUUGAUACAAUUAAUAUAAAUUCAUCAUCAAAUAAAAUACUUUUAAAUUUAUUUAAAACUAAAAAUACUUCAAUAUUUCAUAUAAAAUUUUCAAAAGAAAAUAUUCUUUAUGCAAUUGGUUUAAUUAAUGAAUAA